AUGGAUGAGCUACAGGACGUGCAGCUGACUGAGAUCAAGCCCCUGCUGACUAAUAAGGUGAGAGGAUGAGAUGACCACUUGCAUGGGAGAUUCACACAUACACAGACAGAUGUGCAGAAUGUUGCCUAUACAUGACACACAGAGACUUAUUCAGUAUUUGUCUCCAACGUGAACAGUGCCUCUCUCCCCACUCCAGAGCGCUGUUCAUCAAAGUGAAUGAUUUAUCAUCUCAGCUUCACUGUAGUGAGGGAAGAGUCAAUAGAAGAACAAAAAGCAAGGGAUGUAGUUAGGCUCAAGAGAGAGAUACAGAGGAUAGAGAGAGAUGCAGAGAGAGGGAGAGGAAGCAAGAGGGAGGGGAGGAAAGAGGGAAAGAUCAAAGGGGAAGCUAGCAGAAACUGCUCUUUUUUGUGAGCUUGAAAGAUUCAGGUAAGAGGGGAAAAAAAGAGCUCCCAGCCUGCCUUGGGGUGGGGCAAGAAGGAAGUCAGCCCAUCUGUGUAAAUUGACCCCUAUUACACCCAGAGGGGACUAUCCUGUUACAGACAGUUCCAGUGCGAACUGGAAUUUUUAUUUAGGAGCACCAGUACGCCUAGAACAAUUACAGAUUCUAGCUUUGUUACCCCAAAUAUUUUGCAUUGUGCUCCUACAUUUCUUUUUGUGCGCCUACAUUUUUUAAAUUAGGCACACACGUGCUCCUUGUAAAAAAAAGGUCAGCAUAGAGCCCUGUAGACUCUCUCUGCUUCACAGGAAAUCAGUUGAUGUAUAGGUUGAGGCAGAGGGUGUUGCGUCAUGCGUCAUGCAUCAUGGGCUGAACAGGCCAUUUAUCAUCUGACAGUGGUGCUGGUGAAGUGGGCUGGCUGUGGACAGAGAGGAAGAGAAGUGAGAGGGUUCACUACCGUCAAAAUCUGUCCACGAUAAGCAGACUGCCUGCCUUCCCUCCUUUGGGACAACGACUCCCAUUGUUAGGGUAGAGACAAGACCAUCUUGUCAAUAUAUACAGUAUCUCGGCUGUGGACAGGUUGAAGGAAGUAAGGCAGAAUCAUGAGCUCAUCUGAAUGAAUGGGUUUAUGGCUGACCUCUCACUCCACCUUGUCUCCCGAGUGGCGCAGUGGUCUAAGGCACUGCAUCGCAGUGCUAGCUGUGCCACUAGAGAUCCUGGUUCAUAUCCAGGCUCUGUCGUAGCCAGCCGCGACCGGGAGACCCAUGGGGCGGCGCGCAAUUGGCCCAGCGUCUUCCAGGGUAGGGGAGGGAAUGGCCGGCAGGGAUGUAGAUAAGUUGAUAGAGCAUGUCGUUUGCAACGCCAGGGUUGUGGGUUCGAUUCCCACAGGGGGUAUGAAAAAAAUAAAAAAUAAUGUAUGCACUAACUUAACUGUAAGUCGCUCUGGAUAAGAGCGUCUGCUAAAUGACUAAAAUGUAAUGUAAAUGUAGUGGCCAGGCCACCUCAUUAAGAACCAAGCAGACACUCACAGCAGCCUGCAGGAUAGACGUGAGGACAUACAGACAGACGGUAAUGAGAUUAUAGGAAAGGGAGAUAGAUGGGAUAGCAUAUUUAGUCUGUCAAUCAGCCAGAGCAUGUAUACUGAAACUCCCAUAGUGGUGCUUUCUAAAAUACUGUAGGUGAAAGAAUUUCUAACAUCCAACACCUCAGUAACAUACCUUUCUUUCCUCUUUUCUCUCAGAAUUCACGUAACUUCCAGGACUUUGACUGCCAGGUAAGUGUCUCCAGUUCUAUAAGAAACAGAUGCUGUUUUGUACUGAUCUAUUUCAGAGAUGUGAUUCAGGCCAGGGGAGCUUUGAAAGGGCUCUCCUCUCAGUUCCUGUUAAAUGAGCCAAACAGAGGGAACGCGUUGCGCUCAGGUAACAAGAGGCGGUUUGGGGACAUGGCCUCAUUCUGAUCCUUCUACUACUACUUUCAGUUUGCCCUAGAUUUAAACCGAGUUCCUUUCUCACAAUGAAGAGUCUGUAGGUGGAAUGGUGAUGCAGAGUUUGAGGUAGUAUAAGUUUAACCACAGAUCUUGGAUCAGAUUCCCCUACCUCCAAUCCUAACAUUAACCAUUAGAGGGGGGAAAUAUCUGACCCUGUAUCAUUGGCUAAGGGCAGCAUAUAUCUACUGAUGCUAAUUUCACAAGCCAAGUGGUGGAAAACAUGUUGCUUAUGAGACUGACUCAGCUUGUUUAUUUGUUGGUGUGUAUGCAGCAAACAACAAACAACAGCAUUAGUAGUGACCUUUGGAUCACCCUCCCACUUGCCUUAAGCUCAGAGUUAUAGCCCUGUUCCUCAGCUCCUGUGCUGUGAGUCUGCUGAUGGUGAGGGGUGUCUGAGCCGUGGGGAGCGUGGGACAGCCUGGCAUUCAUAGUGGGCCUCCAGCCAUACAAGGCUCAGUGGGGUAUACUACGAAUCAUGUUUGAGGAGUUAGCGAGGUUACUUUGGUCAACUCUGAGUUCAACUCGGGAUAACCGGUAUCAUGAAAGUGGCUCACCUUUUAGCCAGGUACAUUUCUAUGGCAACGUAUCCUUCAGAGCUAACCUGCACCGGGGCAGGCUAACUCAGAGCUAACUCUGUUUAUCCUAAAUGAAGUGUCUGAGCCACGGGUUGAGGACCAAUGAAAUCAGAUUCCCUCCCUCUUGCAAAGAUUGCGCCAUCAUCCCUUUCAUUUGAGGAAGACGACUGAUUAAAUAUUAACGAUACAGUGCAUUCGGAAAGUAUUCAGACCCCUUGACUUUUUCCACAUUUUGUUACGUUACAGCCUUAUUCUAAAAUGUAUUAAAUUGUUUUUUUCCCUCAUCAAUCUACACACAAUUCCCCAUAAUGACAAAGCAAAAACUGGUUUUUAUACAUUUUUGCACAUUUAUGAAUACAAAUAAACUGAAAUAUGACAUUUACAUAAGUAUUCAGACCUUUUACUUAGUACUUUGAAGCACCUUUGGCAGUGAUUUCAGCCUCGAGUCUUCUUGGGUAUGACGCUACAAGCUUGGCACACCUGUAUUUAGGGAGUUUCUCCCAUUCUUCUCUGCAGAUCCUCUCAAGCUCUGUCAGGUUGGAUGGGGAGCGUCGCUGCACAGCUAUUUUCAGGUCUCUCCAGAGAUGUUCGAUCGGGUUCAAGUCCGGGCUCUGGCUAGGCCACUCAAGUACAUUCAGAGACUUGUCCCGAAGCCACUCCUGCGUUGUCUUGGUUGUGUGCUUAGGGUCGUUGUCCUGUUGGAAGGUGAACAUCCGCGCCAGUCUGAGGCGUUCUGGAGCAGGUUUUCAUCAAGGAUCUCUCUGUACUUUGCGCAGUUCAUCUUUCCCUCGAUCCUGACUAGUCUCCCAGUCCCUGCUGAUGAAAAACAUCCCCACAGCAUGACGCUGCCACCACCAUGCUUCACCGUAGGGAUGGUGCCAGGUUUCCUCCAGACGUGAUGCUUGGCAUUCAAGCCAAAGAGUUCAAUCUUGGUUUCAUCAGACCAGAGAAUCUUGUUUCUCAUGGUCUGAGUUCUUUAGGUGCCUUUUGGCAAACUUUUACUGAGGAGUGGCUUCCGUCUGGCCACUCUACCAUAAAGGCCUGAUUGGUGGAGUGCUGCAGAGAUGGUUGUCCUUCUGGAAGGUUCUCCCAUCUCCACAGAGGAACUCUGGAGCUCUGUCAGAGUGACCAUCGGGUUCUUGGUCACCUCCCUGACCAAGGAAGGCCCUUCUCCCCUGAAUGCUCAGUUUGGCCUGGCAGCCAGCUCUAGGAAGAGUCUCGGUGGUUCCAAACUUCUUCCAUUUAAGAAUGAUGGAGGCCACUGUGUUCUUGGGGACCAUCAAUGCUGCAGAAAUGUUUUGGUACCCUUCCCCAGAUCUGUGCCUCGACACAAUCCUGUCUCGGAGCUCUACGGACAAUUCCUUCGACUUCAUGGCUUGGUUUUUGCUCUCACAUGCACUGUCAACUGUGGGACCUUAUAUAGACAGUAUAGUACAUUUACAUUACAUUUUAGUCAUUUAGCAGACGCUCUUAUCCAGAGCGACUUACAGUUAGCGCAUACAUUAUUUUAUCGAACCCACAACCCUGGCGUUGCAAACGCCAUGCUCUACCAACUGAGCUACAUCCCCUGCCGGCCAUUCCCUCCCCUACCAUGGACUACGCUGGGCCAAUUGUGCGCCGCCCCAUGGGUCUCCCGGUCGCGGCCGUACCUUUCCAAAUCAUGUCCAAUCAAUUGAAUUUACCACAGGUUGACUCCAAUCAAGUUAUAGAAACAUCUCAAGGAUGAUCAAUGGAAACAGGAUGCACCUAAGCUCAAUUUCGAGUCUCAUAGCAAAGGGUCUGAAUACUUACGUAAAUAAGGUAUUUCAGUUUUUUAUUUUUAAGAAAUUUGCUCACAAAAAUAAAAACCUGUUUUCGCUUUGUCAUUAUGGGGUAUUGUGUGUAGAUUGAUGAGAGAUAAAUAAAUACAUUCCAUUUUAGAAUAAGGCUGUAAUGUAACAAAAUGUGGAAAAAGUCAAGGGGUCUGAAUACUUUCCGAAUGCACUGUACAUAAUAAAAGAAAGACGGCACUUAUAACAGCCUAUUUCACACCAUAGCUUGCUGAAUUUGCAAAAUAACUUUUAAUCCAUUUUUAAAUAAAUGUGGCACUGACAUGGAUUGGUGUUUCAGCAUUUUCUCAAUGAAGACUUCGGCGUCGAUUAGCCAUGUGCGAUAUGAACGUGCAGUUACAAGCCUAGCUCGAGCAGGCUCAAGUAAGUGGCGGGUGCAUGAUCAAUAUUUACCUUCGUAGUACGGAUAUUGCCUGAGCUGGAAUGUGAAGCUAACUCAAUCUGGCUAGCUUUAUAAAAGCCUGAGUAGAUCUAGCUUGCUUUGUAGUAUUGACGGGUUGGUUGUUUAGCAACAAAACCGAUGCGUGUGCAACUAUGGGGCAAAACAGACAGGGUUGGCUUAGAUUGUUUACAACAUAUAAACUAUAUUUUGUCUCCAGUCUUUAAUGAAAAUAUAAAUCAAUUUGCACUUGCCUCUCAAAUACAUUGUUACAGUUGUUGGUUGCUAGCUAUAGAACAUUUUCGUCACAACACCUCAAAACAAGACAUGGCUUCAAGAACAAGCCACUUACUAUUCCUAACAUGGCAGUUUCUUGUAAUUCUUGCUAGCAAUCUGGCCAUCCAGAAUCACAACAACACGCUGACUUCUGCCCCAUGGAAGCGUGCACAUCGUUUUCAUGACGUUGUCAGCCAACCCAUCUAUACCGUUCUUGUUAAAUUGUGACAGACUUGAGAUGGGGUUCAUCAUGGGGUGGUUGUGGUUACGGGAGCCAUUUUGGUUCUGGAGUUGUAUUUGUCAGUUGUUCUGGUAUGGUUCUCUAUCAACGUACGAUUUAACAAGUGAUGUUUUAUGCCAUGAUUAAGGCUUUAUUUAUUUUGAUACUUUGUAUUUGUGCAGAUUCUGGUGUGUUAAGUUGUUGUAAGGCCCUGUUCUGUGGACAAACCUCUGGGAUAAUAUUGAGUCGUGACUCAUUAAACCACACCAGCCUGAGGCCCUGAGGAUCAACACAACAGCCAAUGAAUGCCUUUCGGUCUCCAUUACACAGCCAAUCACUGCUUCACUGCCAUGUAUCACUGAGUGUGAAGAAGAAGAAGAAGAAGAGUGGCUUCUAUGAUAUAAUAAUAAUAAUAAUAAUAAUAUGCCAUUUAGCAGACGCUUUUAUUCAAAGCGACUUACAGUCAUGUGUAUUGUAUGAUUCUUUCAUAUUGUAUGAUAUUGUGUGAUGUCUAAAUACAUUUCAAACAUGCAAAUAGAGCUGCCAGACAGGGUAAUUAUUAGUGAUGGGGGGAAAAAAUCGAUACAGUUACAUAUCGGGAUAUUCGCUUUGACAAUGUAUUGUUUUGACAAUAACGCAAUAUUAUUUUCGCGUUAGUUAGCUGUACCUGCACCAAAACGCCAGUAUUUUUCCUUCAUAGCUUGUUCUCCAUCUUCUUUUUAAAUAGGGAGCCAAUCUGUUUUCAGCACUUUAAUUUCCAUGACUGAUCAGACAUAUGGUCAGCAAUAUGUUUGGAAUUUCAAAUCGCAAUAAAAUCAUAGUAUAAAAUUGUGAGAAUCGCAAUACAUAUCGUAUUGUGGGUUUGAUUACAGGCUCAAAAUGGCCAGAAACAAAUAACUUUCUUCUGAAACUCGUCAGUCUAUUCUUGUUCUGAGAAAUGAAGGCUAUUCCAUGCGAGAAAUUGCCAAGAAACGGAAGAUCUCGUACAAUGCUGUGUACUUCUCCCUUCACAGAACAGCGCAAACUGGCUCUAACCAGAAUAGAAAGAGGAGUGGUAGGUCCCGGUGCACAACUGAGCAAGAGGACAAAUACAUUAGUGUCUAGUUUGAGAAAGAUGCCUCACAGGUCCUCAACUGGCAGCUUCAUUAAAUAGUACCCGCAAAACACCAGUUUCAACGUCAACAGUGAAGAGGCGACUCCGGGAUGCUGACCUUCUAGGCAGAGUUGCAAAGAAAAAGCCAUAUCUCAGACUGGCCAAUAAAAAUUAAAGAUUAAGAUGGGCAGUCUGAGAUAUGGUUGCAAUACAUUUGCAACAAUUUCUAAAAACCUGUUUUUGCUUUGUCAUUAUGGGGUAUUGUGUGUAGUUUGAUGAGAAAAAAAAACAAUUUGAACAAUUUUAGAAUAAGGCUGUAAUGUAACAAAAUGUGAGAAAAUUCAAGGGGUCUGAAUACUUUCCGAAUGCACUGUAUCUACUGUAGGUAGGAGAGUAAGCAAGCUCAGUUGAGCAGGGCUGGUGCAUGCUUUCCUUCUCCAUGUGGUCCUGUCUGUGCACCCAUCCCCCCUUCAUGCAUACACUCAGCCACACAAAUAGGCAUUGUCACUCACACAUACACACACACACUUUCAGACAUACAGUAUUCCCUUCACUUUUGCCACAUCCAACAGACAACCAGCAGUGUUUACAUCUAGCCAGUGUCAUUAUUAAAGAUGCUCCCAUGAUUAAUUCCACUGCAGCACUGCUGUGACGUCAUCACCCAGAGACAGUGUGUGUGGAUGGGAGGGGGAGACGGGGCCAAAGGGUGUGGUAUCAGUCUCCACAGGGAUGCUGCCCUGUCUUACAUCACAGGGAGGUGUCUACUAGAUGUGUCCCCCUCCCUCCCUUCACACAUGUAUGUACAUUUACACUCUUGCAGGAAUUCUGAAAAAUAAAUGAGGGGGCUAGAAAUGGCUAUGCUUUCAAAAUUGAAACGCAUGAAGUGAUGCUAAUUGAGUGCAGUCCCAGGAGAUCUGCUCUGGGAGCUGCAGUAAUACGAAGGCGGGUGUAAUGGGAUGCUUAGCUCUGUUCAACAUCACAAUUUAGUCCUCCUUAGAUCUAGCAAAGAUAAUGGUGUAGACCUAAUCCAUUUCAGAUAUGUUGUUCUCCUAUGUACAGUAAACAUGCAACAUGCAACAACUUCAAAGAUUUUACUGAGUUACAGUUCAUAUAAGGAAAUCAGUCAAUUGAAAUAAAUGCAUUAGGCCCUAAUCUAUGGAUUUCACAUUACUUGGAAUACAGAUAUGCAUCUGCUGGUCACAGAUACCUUAAAGAAAAGGUUGGGGCGUGGAUCAGACAAACAGUCAGUAUCUGGUGUGACCACCAUUUACCUCAUGCAGCGCGACACAUCUCCUUUGCAUAGAGUUGAUCAGGCUGUUGAUUGUGGCCUGUGGAAUGUUGUCCCUCUCCUCUUCAAUGGCUGUGCGAAGUUGCUGGAUAUUGGCGGGAACUGGAACACGCUGUCAUACACGUCGAUCCAAAGCAUCCCAAACAUGCUCAAUGGGUGACAUGUCUGGUGAUUAUGCAGGCCAUGGAAGAACUGGGACAUUUUCAACUUCCAGGAAUUGUGUACAGAGAGCCUUGUGACAUGGGGCCACGCAUUAUCAUGCCGAAACAUAGGGUGAUGGCGGCAGAUUAAUGGCACGACAAUGGGCCUCAGGAUCUUGUCACAGUAAAAUGCCAUCUUGCCAUCGAUAAAAUGCAAUUGUGUUCGUUGUCCGUAGCUUAUGCCUGCCCAUACCAUAACCCCACCGCCACCAUGGGGCACUCUGUUCACAACGCUGACAUCAGCAAACCACUUGCCCACACAACGCCAUACACAUGGUCUGGGUUUGUGAGGCAGGUUGGAAGUACUGCCAAAUUCUCUAAAUCGACGUUGGAGGCAGCUUAUGGUAGAGAAAUGUACGUUCAAUUGUUUGGCAACAGCUCUGGUGGACAUUCCUGCAGUCAGCAUGCCAAUUGCACGCUCCGUCAACUUGAGACAUCUGUGGCAUUGUCUUUGUGUGACAAAACUGCACAUUUUAGAGUGGCCUUUUAUUGUCCCCAACACAAGGUGCACCUGAGUAAUGAUCAUGCUGUUUAAUCAGCUUCUUGAUAUGCCACACCUGUCAGGUGGAUGGAUUAUCUUGGCAAAGGAGAAAUGCUUACUAAGGGGGAUGUAAACAAAUGUGUGCAUAAAAUCUGAGAGAAAUAAGCUUUUAGUGCAUAUAGAAUAUUUCUGGGAUCUUUUAUUUCAGCUCAUGAAACAUGGGACCAACACUUUACAUGUUGCGUUUAGUUUUGUUCAGUGUAUACUAGAAUUAAUGUAGAGAACCUGACAACAACGUUGGCUUGAUCUUGGCCUCCUCCAGGAAUGCACUGUCCUCUCUCUUCCCCUUCAGUGGGUGAAAUGUCUCCGUAUAGCGUCAAACUGGGAUUGCAAGUCAUUGCUGUGGCCCCCUGUGUUUUGCUGAUCUCAUUUAGCCCAGGAGAGGGCGUUGUAAGCCUGUCUGACGGGACAGAGCAGAGGAGCUGGACUUUAGUGUCUGAUUUGCCUGUACAAUACAGAAGGCUUGUCUAUGUUUAAAAAAAAAGGCUGAUAUUAAAAUGUGAUUCAGAUGUCGGUAAAUGUAGGUCACACAGAGAUGUAGAGAAAACAGUGCAGAAGAAGUACAUCAGUGUCCCCUUUAAGACUCUACGCCCGUCCUCCACUUUCUCCUCUGAGUGUCCGUCCAUCUGUCUGUCUCCUUGGAGGUGGUGGUUGGUGCUGAGACAGCAGUGUCUGUAUGACUCACAGGGAGGGAGAGGCUGUUCACUCUCACUGUGGUGCCUGAGAGACUUGGAAACAGUCAUGAUGAGUCACUGUGGUGAUUUAUCAGUAAAAAGAUGUGUGCAUAGCUUCUGUGUGCAUGAGAUAGCAGUUAUUGAUAUCCAAAUGGGGUCAUUUGUUCCAGAGAUCCACGCAUCAUCAUCAUCAUCAUCAUUAGACCGACCGGUCAACGUGUGUUUGUACAGUGUGAAUGUGUACCUGUAUCCAUGUGUGUACCUCUGUAUGUGUGGGUAUGUGGCACCCCCUGUGGGGCAGUAGUGGGAAUAAUGAAUGUAGAUAUGCUAGGUAGGACAGUCGUGGUCAAACGUUUUGAGAAUGACACAAAUACUAAUUUUCACAAAGUCUGCUGCCUCAGUUUUGAUGAUGGCAAUUUGCAUAUACUCCAAAAUGUAAUGAAGAGUGAUCAGAUGAAUUGCAAUUAAUUGCAAAGUCCCUCUUUGCCAUGAAAAUGAAAUGAAUCCCCCCAAAAAGAUUUCCACUGCAUUUCAGCCCUGCCACAAAAGGACCAGCUGCCAUCAUGUCAGUGACUCUCUCGUUAACACAGGUGAGAGUGUUGACGAGGACAAGGCUGGAGAUCACUCUGUCAUGCUGAUUGAGUUAGAAUAACAGACUGUAAGCUUUAAAAGGAGGGUGGUGCUUGAAAUCAUUGUUCUUCCUCUGUUAACCAUGGUUACCUGCAAGGAAACAUGUGCCGUCAUCAUUGCUUUGCACAAAAAGGGCUUCACAGGCAAGGAUAUUGCUGCUAGUAAGAUUGCACCUAAAUCAACCAUUUAUCGGAUUAUCAAGAACUUCAAGGAGAGAGGUUCAAUUGUUGUGAAGAAGGCGUCAGGGCGCCCAAGAAAGUCCAGCAAGUGCCAGGACCGUCUCCUAAAGUUGAUUCAGCUGCGGGAUCGGGGCACCACCAGUGCAGAGCUUGCUCAGGAAUGGCAGCAGGCAGGUGUGAGUGCAUCUGCACGCACAGUGAGGCAAAGACAUUUGGAGGAUGGCCUGGUGUCAAGAAGGGCAGCAAAGAAGCCACUUCUCUCCAGGAAAAACAUCAGGGACAGACUGAUAUUCUGCAAAAGGUACAGGGAUUGGACUGCUGAGGACUGGGGUAAAGUCAUUUUCUCUGAUGAAUCCCCUUUCCGAUUGUUUGGGGCAUCCGGAAAACACCUUGUCCGGAGAAGACAAGGUGAGCGCUACCAUCAGUCCUGUGUCUUGCCAACAGUAAAGCAUCCUGAGACCAUUCAUGUGUGGGGUUGCUUCUCAGCCAAGGGAGUGGGCUCACUCACAAUUUUGCCUAAGAACACAGCCAUGAAUAAAGAAUGGUACCAACACAUCCUCCGAGAGCAACUUCUCCCAACCAUCCAAGAACAGUUUGGUGACGACCAAUGCCUUUUCCAGCAUGAUGGAGCACCUUGCCAUAAUGCAAAAGUGAUAACUAAGUGGCUCGGGGAACAAAACAUCGACAUUUUGGGUCCAUGGCCAGGAAAUUCCCCAGACCUUAAUCCCAUUGAAACUUGUGGUCGAUCCUCAAGAGGCGGGUGGACAAACAAAAACCCACAGAUUCUGACAAACUCCAAGCAUUGAUUAUGCAAGAAUGGCCUGCCAUCAGUCAGGAUGUGGCCCAGAAGUUAAUUGACAGCAUGCCAGGGCGGAUUGCAAAGGUCUUGAAAAAGAAGGGUCAACACUGCAAAUAUUGACUCUUUGCAUAAACUUAAUGUAAUUGUCAAUAAAAGCCUUUGACACUUAUGGAAUGCUUGUAAUUAUACUUCAGUAUACCAUAGUAACAUCUGACAAAAAUAUCUCAUAACACUGAAGCAGCGAACUUUGUGAAGACCAAUACUUGUGUCAUUCUCAAAACUUAUGACCACGACUGUACGCUCCACCCAGCUCGCCUGGCGCUCCCUGUAGGUAGGUGGAGUUCACACUGUAGGACCAAUAGAACACACACAGUGUGCUGCUCCGCCCACUCGACACAUUCUAUGUACGUUCCAUUGGUCCCCUUGUGUAAACUCCGCCCACCAGGCCAGCUGCUUCCUGCAGGUAAUAGAGAAGAGAACAUGAUGAAUCAAUAGGUUCAGGCUCAAUAAAGAAAGGGGGAGAUUUACAGAGAAAGAUCUGUGUAUCGCUGUAUGCAUCACUCUCUUCGAUUCCAGUGAAUGCAUGCAUACACACACUCUCUCUCACUCACUCACUCACUCACUCACAGUAGUGAUAUAGAGCAACGUGGAUUGUUAUUACAGUGUAACAGCCAUUUGUUAAUCUCUCUUAGAUACAAGGUGCUCUUUUGCAGCCCAUCAAGGUGAUGGUGCGUUGGAUUACCAUGGGGUCACAGCAGGUUGAAUGAUUGCAGGGUCGUUAGUGAAUAAAAUCAAUAUACUGAAUGCCUUAGUUACUGGAAGAUCUGCUGUUACAAAACCAUAUUGGUGCAUUAGAAGACUGAGAUCAUAUUGAUAUUCAAUGCAGACCUUCUUCCCUCACUGCCUAGUCUAGUCUGACUGAUUUCAUCAUCAUGUAUUAGCCUGGUUGCUCAUUGAUGACAGGUGUAGUGUUUAAUCAAAUUCCAGCCCAUAAACUGACAUCUCAAGGUGAUGCUCUGAUAAUUCAUCAGGAUCAGACAGUGAUUUUAGAGCGCUGCUGCUGAGCUGAUGCAGAAUGCACUGGAAGGAAGGGGUCAGUAGUCAAUGUCAGCAUCCUUUUUACAGCACCACUCGAUCUCCCUCUGUGAUGUCAGAGUGUUGCAUGUCUCCUAGGCUGCCUGCCUGCCUCCACCCCAACACCCUCUCCUCUCUCCAUCCAUCCCCCAUCCCUUUCCUCUGUUCUCCUCUAGCCCAACCCCUUUCUGCCCACCUGACCUGCUGAAAUCCAAUUAGAAUCACCAGGACACAGCCUUGGCUGCACAGACGCGCUGUGCUUACCAAGCACAAACUUCAGUCUCACUCUCUCCUUCUCCCACUCUCUCUUUUCCUCUCUCUUCCCUCCGCAUCUUUUCUAUCCCUCCCACUCUUGUUCAAAAUAUUCACUCUUUCUCUCACUCCAUUUGUCUUUGUCUGUCUUUCACUCUCUCCCUUCCCUCUCGCUGGUCUAACUUUUGCAGCUAGUCUCUCUAUCUCCCCAAUCUCGCUCUCCCUCCUGCGCUGCUUCCCUCCCUCUCUCCCUCCCUCCUAGCAGCACACAGUCUCCUCCUGCGUGGGAAACAUGUCAGCCAUUCUGGACCUGGACCAGAUCGCAUGCUCUGGGAAUGCAGUGGUGAGUGCGUCUAACUGACACACCUCGCUGGGUUUAGAUUCAGGGUGCCGAGACCCUGGUUCUCUUGAAGGUGCUGGACUGGGCAGGACUCCCUGGCUGGUUGGUAGCACACAUAACUGCCUGCCUCCUCAGAUGGCUAAGCAGCUGUGCCGUUUCAGUGCGCAGAGAGGUGUUUGUGUGGGUGGACGUUUGUCUGCAGGAGAACACUAGAUUUUUCUUGUUUGUGUGUUUGCAUGCACUUACUGUCGAGACUGUGUGUGUGUAUUCGUGUGCGGGGAAGUGUGUGUGUGUGUGUGUUGUCAACAUAGACGGCAUGAAUGUGUUCUUGUGUGUUGUUGGUGCAUUUCAAUGUGAUGGCAUGAAAUAUGCAUGUGUAUAAGUGUUCAGGAGUCUGAGCAUACAGGAGGGUAUGUGGGAGGAUAUGUGGGAGGAUAUGCGUAUGUGCCUGUCUGUGUGUGCACGUCUCUGGAUGUACUGCAUUUCUGUGUUUGCCAGAUCGUGAAGAGAAAAGAGCUAUUUCCUCUGAACAUAUGAGUGGUGACGGAGACCAGCUAGACAGGCCUUGUGAUCCCUGUGUGUGUAUCCAGGUAAACUGCGACAUUCUGUCAGGGACAAGGAACUGAUCUUUCACCCACAUAGCAACAACAGAUUUGUUGAAGUCUGAAAGAUUUCCCACAAGGACCUUUACUGGCUAAAUGUUGUUUUCAACCCCAUGACAUAGACAGGCUCUCUCUGGUCGUAUGUGUGAGAGAGAAGCUGUUAGCAAUGGGGCUGUCAUUUUUGUCCCCUAACGCUGCUCUGUGUGGUGAUUGAUGCUGUCGCUCUUAAGGCCGGGGGAGGAGACGGGCAAAGGAGAUGGAUGGCAGAGAGAAGUGAAGCAUGACACAUUGCUCUCCUUUUCACCUGUCUGACUCUCCCUCUUUCCCAUCUCCAUCACCUUACCCUCCUCCCUCACCCUCUCCAUCCCUUACCCUCCUCCCUCACCCUAUCCAUCCCUUACCCUCCUCCCUCACCCUCUCUAUCCCUUACCCUCCUCCCUCACCCUCUCUAUCCCUUACCCUCCUCCCUCACCCUCUCUAUCCCUUACCCUCCUCCCUCACCCUCUCUAUCCCUUACCCUCCUCCCUCACCCUCUCUAUCCCUUACCCUCCUCCCUCACCCUCUCUAUCCCUUACCCUCCUCCCUCACCCUCUCUAUCCCUUACCCUCCUCCCUCACCCUCUCUAUCCCUUACCCUCCUCCCUCACCCUCUCUAUCCCUUACCCUCCUCCUCACCCUCUCUAUCCCUUACCCUCCUCCCUCACCCUCUCUAUCCCUUACCCUCCUCCCUCACCCUCUCUAUCCCUUACCCUCCUCCCUCACCCUCUCUAUCCCUCCCUCUCCUUAUUUUCAAUUUUCCUUCUCUGUGUGACUUUGUUUCAAUCUUUGGCAGAUUCCUCUUGGUGUCUCUGCAGGCACCUCACUGCCCUUAGCCCUCCAUUUGUUAUAGAUCAUUAUCAGCCGUCUUUGACCAUACACAAACCCAAACCCCACAUUAACAUUCUCCUCCACAUUCUAUGAAGUUUGUCUAAACCCCCAUUACAGAAGCAUAGUUUCACUUUGGUAAAGGGUAAAAAGGGUUUCAGCCAUUGCAGUGCUCUCUACUCUCCCCCCUCCCUCUGCAGGCCAGCAGCCCCACCCCAGUUCUGUUUGCAUCUGAGGCUCCACUGAUGUGUGUGUGUGUAAAGUGAGCGAGAUUAAGGAAAACAGACAGUGUGCAUGGCUUACUCCUAGAUCAAUACAAACCAAAGACAAGGAUCUAAGCUAGAUGACUGGAUCUGAGGCCUUGUUCAGAUCAUCAUGUUUAUGAUAAACCAUAUUCUUCCUCUGCCAAGAAAGUCACUCCCUUUUGUUUGUUUUUCAUCAGUGGGUCUCCUCAGCUUUGUCACCCUUUUCUCGAUCUUUCAUGCUCUACUUAUCUUCUCUCUUCUGUUCUAUCAUUCUAUAUCUUCUCUUCUUCUCACUCCAUCAGCAGCCUCAGUGUUUGUGUGUGUGUGCCUCUGUGUGUGUUCAUUCCAUUUAUUCGAACAGUCGUUGUUUCUCUCACUCACUGUGUCCUUGUUGCUGUCCUUCUCUCACCCCUAAACACUCUGCUUCUGCAGCAACACAGAAGGGAGUGUUUCAUUGUUAGUGACAACAGGUCGUGCUGCCUUCAUCCUUUGACAAUCGUGUCAUUUCUGUGAGCUUCAAAUACGUUCUUAGAAUGCAAAACUGUUUAAACGGUUGUCUUCUUUUUUAUAAUACUUUGAUAUGAACAACAGAUAAUAGUAAAGCCAGUAACCUGAGGAAAAGCCUUUUCCAUUGGUCUCUGUUUUAUGUGUCGCCAUGUUCCUGUUCUGUCUUUGUCUCCACUCUGUGGGUGCCUGGCUGUUUAUUAAUGCAUGUACUUGCCUCCGUGCAUUUCAAUGAAGUCUUAAUCUUACUAUAGUGAAUUGUAAAGCAUAGAAAAUGGCUGGUAUGUUUGGUUGAGAUCUUAGACAGGGAUACUGUUGCCUUGUCCUUGACCGGAAGGUUUAACCUUCACUUUCUCCAAAGGAACUUUGAUAUCCACCAUUCUCAAAAAUGGUAAAAUGGUUCCUGCUGCAGUGUUCCCAGCCCUGCCUCUGAGCAGAGGAGGCUUGUCUCACUCUCUCUUAAUUAUUGUAUGACCAGUGUGCCCUGAGACUAGGCAAGCUCUGUGCCCACCACUACCUCAUGCUGCUAAACACACGCUCACACUCAUACACUAACAUGCUCAGAUACCCAGUCCCAAGUAAUGCCGACCUUGCGCUGCAGUGUGGUGUGUGACGUCAGCAGAUACUGCUGUCACGAAUUUAGAGAGGUACAGGAUAGGUCUAUAGAAAGUGUGGUGGCACGCCAGGGAAUGACGCUGUUAUUUCCUUGGUGUAUUGCAUCACUUCCUGUUUUAAGUCAUGAUAUGUGAUGAAGCUCAGAAAGAUGGCAGUUUAUUGCUGGCAUCUUUUUGGGUCUAAUUUGCCCUGGUCAGCCAGAUUAUUAUCUGACUCGGUUACACUGAAAACCUUAAUGCACAGACUUGGAAUCAUAAAAAUCAUUCAUCAUUUUAUGGAUGGCUCUAGUCUCUGUCUCUGUGUAAUUUUAGGGUUCAGUCUCUUUUUAAGAAAGGAAGUUAUUUAGUGCAGAGAGGCAUGGAGUAAAAAGUUUCAGUCUGAAUUUUAAUAGAAGAGGGCUACUCCUCCCUGCAGUGGCAGCUUCCAGAGGAGGCGAUGACACUGGAUUUUUGUACAGUAAUACCUCGGGGUGCAGUGCAUUUUAAAAUCUCCAAGGGAACCAGCUGAUCCUCUGCCCAGUGCACACUCUGUGCUCCUCCUCCUCCCGUCUGAGGGCUCUGGAAAGGAGACUGGAAGCUCUGUAGUCUGUACAUACUCAAUCAUAAGGACUCUCUCAUGAUUGGAUUGUCAAUUUGUUUGGCCUUUAUUGUCUUUCUCAUAUCUGAUGCAUGAUGUAGUAAGCUGUAAUUAGAAUAUGAAUCCAUAAAUAUCCACAUCAAACCCACUCCAGAUCCCCCUACACAGACCCUGAGGCACUUGGUGUAGAUUGAAAAAGAUUGGAUAAGAAAAGACAGUAUGGUGAAGGACCUCAAGGGCCUAGGAGUCAGUUUGGAAAUGGGAACAUGUCGGUCUGGACACCAGGAUGGCUCCCUCCCUACCUCCGUACUGUUCAGAUCUGUCUACCAACGCCCUGACCUGUCUGUUCUCCUCUGAUUGGCUGCAGGAGCAUGAUAUCGAGACUCAGCAUGGCGUGCUCCAUGUGACCAUGAGGGGCGUUCACAAGGGAAACCGGCCAGUCAUCCUCACCUACCAUGACAUUGGCCUCAACCGUGAGUGUGCAAAUUAACCCUAAUACUAUUAUCUAAGACACAGUGUGGUUAUAAACAUGUACAACAUGUACCAACUUCUAUAAGUAUUACUUGUAGGUUUAUGCCAUGGAUUUGUGUUUUAUGUAUGAUAGGUUUGUGCCAUUCUUGUGUAUCUUAUUUCUAGGUUUACUUCUUUAUAUCUAAUGACUGGAUUUGCAUUACUAUCCUUUUGGUCCCUUCUCUGUGCAGAUAAGUCGUGCUUCAACACGCUGUUUAACUUUGAGGACAUGCAGGAGAUCACGCAGCACUUUGCAGUGGUCCAUGUGGACGCCCCCGGACAGCAGGAGGCGGCAGCACCCUUCCCCACCGGGUACCAGUACCCGACCAUGGACGAACUGUCUGAGAUGCUGCCCUCGGUUAUGACUCAGCUCAAGUGAGUGACAUGGAAAUUGACAACUUGACUCAUUUAGGUUGUGAUGGAUAAACCAGUGGAAUGCCAGUAAGUUGGUGUUGUUGAUGGGGUGAUGUAUUUCCUGAUGUCCACAGGGUGAACAGUGUGAUUGGGAUUGGCGUGGGAGCAGGAGCCUACAUCCUAUCCCGGUUUGCAGUAAGUCUACUUAACACUUGACAGCAGCUCUCUAAUCCACUGUCCAUUUUCUUUUUCUAAAUCACCUGUCUCUCUGUUCAUCUCUGUCUGGUCUAUUGUAGCUUCCUCCACAUUCUGAACAUCCAACCCACACAGCAGUAUUUCACCAGUCCUCUUGUCUAUUAUAAACCGUGCCAUUCUGAGGGGGGUGAAUCACCUUGUUAUUCUCUCGCCAUCUCUCAUGUUCUUUUUCUUUCUGCCACUCAAUGCCUGGCUUAUUUUAGUUCUGCUGCAUUCUCUAGAAGAGAGGAGAAAGACAAUGAGUGGAGCGAGAGAGCACGAGGAGGAGGACAGGGUGGAAAUAGUCUGGAGGAUUUAGGAAUCACAGUGUUUGAUGUUCCUCUUGGGGGUCUGCUCAACAUUUUAUUUUCAAAUUCCAUCAGUUAGGGGUUGGAGUAAAAUAGAAACAAGGUAGCUAGAUUGGUAACAGCUGUUGUUGCAUUUGAUAUUAACAUGUAGUUUCAGGUAACCCGCAUCUCAGCAGCCUCUGUUGAUACAUCUGACAUUUCUUGAAAAUGACAAAAGUUUGUAGCAUUCUGAAUGCAGUUUUAACGCCACUACAUCUUCCUGAGAUGUUCAUCAUCAUCUUCAUUCCUUAUUACUAAACUAUGUAGGAAGACUGGAAUGCUGCUAUGCUACUUCACCUCAUGUUGGGGGCUGACAUGUUGUUCCUCUCAUCUGCAGCUGAACAACCCUACUCUGGUAGAGGGCCUGGUUCUGAUCAACGUGGAUCCGUGUGCCGAGGGAUGGAUCGACUGGGCUGCCUCCAAGGUCAGUAGUCCUCUAACCAAUCACCCAUCUUUAAAGACAAAGCCAUGGAUCCUUUUAAUCUCCUAGAAGACUGUCACUUUAGCUAUGCGUAGGGCUGUUGCAGUGACCAUAUUUCCGUCACACCGGCAGUCAUGAGUCAUGACCGCAGUAAAAUUCACACGGUAAUCUCCUUUUAUGCACUCUGGACAUGUUUUGGUAGUACCCAACUCACUAUCGACUAUCGGGUCCUAAUGGCCUGGUACUCAGGGCUCCAUUGUCCCUCUAACCAUCAAUGCAAAUGAAAUCAAAAAUCACAUCAGACAGUUAUCAUCAAAACAGUAUCAUGCUUUUAAAACUCACCUCACUGUGAUGAUCAAUUUGAAGAAAGAAGUUCAACAGCAGGUUGAAACUGAGUGUAAAACAUGGUAGUUGUGGAUGAUGUUUCAAAGCCUUAUACAACUAAAUUGACAGCGCUUUCUAAGGUGAUGAUUAAUUCAAAUAUUAAAGCUUAUGCAUAGGCAUAGGCUUAUAAGCCCAAGCCUGAAAAAAACCCUGAAUAAAAAUGAUGAUUGUGCCAUUAUACAAUACAUAGCCUACCGCAUAUUACCCAUGGCAGAAAAACAUAAAUGGUGCAUAAUUGGUCUAGCCUGUACUCCAAAAUUAAACAAAUUAGAGUAAUAACCUUUGUGUGGACUGUAUUAUUAUUCAUGCUGGAUGGACUGGUUACCUUAUGCUACGCUCCAAUAUUUCUAUACACUAGUCUGGGAGAGAAUGUAUAACCCUAGGCGAUGCUGUUGGUUCAUUGAUUUGUGCAGGGCGGCUUACAGUUACCCUAUAAUUAUAGUGAAUUUGUAUUUGAUUUUGAAUAGCCUAGUAAUAGGGAUUUUUUUUUAUUUUCAUAAUUAAAUGGGUGACACGUUACCUUUUUAGCUAUACAGAAUAUCUCACCAUCAUGCAUUUCCAUCUCCUCCUCUCUAUCCUUUAUUCCUUUCUCAAGUGCGCAGAGGGGCUGUCAACAGUUUAGUGAAAUAUGUUUUGUUGCAAAAACAUGUUACUGUAGGUGUUCCCGAACAGAUUUCACUUAGUUUCCGAAAUUAAGCACUGGGUAGCUGCAGGAACAGGGUUGGAGAGCCCAUGGCAUACAGAGUUUGGGCGGAAUAUCACCUGUUGCGCAGCGAGAGCAUUCUCCUUAAACAGUAGUUGAUGCCUGGAAUGAAAUAAGUGUUCUUAUAUUUAUUUCUCAGCAGCUCAUAUUAAACACAGCUCCACUAUAAAACCGAAGUAGCCUACCCAGCAUCAUUGAAAAACGGACUGGCGGGAAAGCGCGUGGCCUCCAUUCGCUAAUCGAGUGCAUACAGAUGACAUGUAUUUUUUCCCCCGCCCCUGUUCCUGCCCAUUGGGCCAUUCUAAAUCAAAACUAAUUUUACAUAUUAGGAAAGACAAGAUUAAAUUGAGAAUAGUCUGAUGGGUGAAAAUAUGAUCACUUGUGGAGAGAACAGCUGUUCAGCCUGAGGCAAGGAACAGAGAGCACGCUUUUUUUGCGACUUUCUCAAAUCAUCAAUAGCCUAUAGUCGCAUCAUGCAGCCCAUAUAUGUUUAGAUUUUUAAGACAUUCUAAGGUUUGUAUCGUUCAAAACUAAAGUUGCCACAUAACUCUAAAUCUAGCAUAUGAGGCCUGUUUCAAAUUAUAACUUUUACGCUCAACAAAGCCACUUCAUAUGCGCACUCGCUCUGGAAUGGGAAGAAUAUCCUUUCUAUUUUAAGUUCAAUUAUAUACUUCUUACUAUAAAAUCAUAUAAUAUAAAAUAAUGGUAUGGGACUUAUAAGCAUAUCUUGUCAGCUAAAUGAACAGGCCUACGGCAUGGACCAUAGCCAGAUAACAUAGGCCUACAGUAGGCCAACUCAUAUUCUGUUCUUGAGAAGAAAAAAAAUUCUUCCUAUCAUAAUGUUUCUUUCGACCUGACUAAAAUAAAUAAUGGAUUUAUUUGUGAUGGUGUAUAUUAAAUUGAUUUAUUAGACUUUGUUUAAAUGUAGAAGUUCCAAAGGCGUGCAUCAGUGGAUUUUAUACAGCUUGUAUGCGUGGAGGCCUGGAGAUGCUAAAUGUGUUUGUUAAUUACCGUGAGACCGGCAGACUUAAUUUCAUGCCACAGCCCUAGCUAUGCAUUACUUAGACCUUGUCCUGUUUUUUUCUCUUCAGCUCUCUGGGUGGACCAGUAACAUCGUGGACACAGUGAUGGCUCACCACUUCAGCACUGUGAGUAUGAUGGGUUGGCAUCUGCCCACCUUUGAGUUCCAUUCACCUUUGAUAAUAUACUAAAAACUAACCUGGUUUGAAACAUCUAAGAUGACAUCAUGAUACCAUCCACACACACAGCCAUACUGAUGCCUUGUGUGUUCCCCCAGGAUGAGCUAACAGACAACCAGGAGCUGAUCCAGACCUACCGCCUUCACAUCGCCCAGGACAUCAACCAGGACAACCUGGCCCUCUUCUGUGCCUCCUACAACGGGUACGCUAGGCAGGAGUGGAGACGGGGCAGGGAUCCACUCCUGCCCACCGUACUCGCUGACUCUACUACUGGCUGACUAAAUGUGGCAUUAACCUUUUUUUCUCUUUUUUUCAAUGACAGUCGUCGGGAUUUAGAAAUCGAGAGGCCAGUCAUUGGUGUGAAUGAGGACACAGUGAACACACUGACGUGAGUUUGAACCGGUUUUACCGUGUCUUCGGCAGUAUGCUCAAACGGACCUGUUGUAACUCACAGUGCUUAAGGAAACUCUUCUCUUCCCCUCCAGGUGCCCUUCUCUGUUGGUGGUUGGAGACACAUCUCCUGCAGUGGAGGCAGUGGUGAGUUAUUUAGGGUGGUUGUUGUUUAGCUUGUGACUAUGGAUCAUGCGCUUCUACAUGCUUGUAUAUAUAUAUAUAUAUAUAGUAUGAUGAUGGAACUAAAUGUUGAAUAUCAGUUCCUUUAUGUGAUUAAGUUUUGUCCACUAACUCUCUUUAACCUUGUUUCAGGUGGAGUGCAAUUCCAGGUUAAAUCCAACCAAGACUACACUGUUUAAGGUGAGGUGAAGCAUGUCAUCCUGUGUGUGUCAUGCAUUAAUAUUUUAUGCUAAACUAUUACAUGUGUAGUGACUCGGAAGUUCUCUCUCUUUCUCCCCUCUCUCUCUCUCUGUAGAUGGCUGAUUGUGGAGGCUUGCCUCAGGUUGUGCAGGUGAGGUUUGAGCAUCUGAAACCGUGUUAUUAUAUCCUUGUGUGUGUGUUUUUAUAAAAAAAUGGAUUUACAUUGAUAACUAACAUGUCGUCUCCUCAACAGCCUGGGAAACUGGCAGAGGCCUUCAAGUACUUUGUUCAGGGUAUGGGUUAUAGUAAGUACACAACUCUUACUUUUCUUUGUAAAUGUGUGAUCUCAAUAACCACUCCUUUCUAGCAUACUUAAAAAUAUAUAUAAUGUCUCUGGCCACUUGUGGCUAGUAACUGGUUGCUACCUUUGAAUUUUACUCUUGCGUAUUGAUUAUCCACUAACAAGCUGUUGUACACAUUUGUGGUUAAGAUCUGUGUUCUCAGUGUAUUUCCUGUCGACGUGAGCAAAAUAACAACUGUUGCGCAAAUGAGUAUUGUUUUCAUCACGGUUUCCCAUGAGCCUUUGCCAGACCCCCUCCUGGGUUUGGAGUGCAGCCAGUCGUGUCUGAAAGGACCCUCUCUUUUUAUCACACUGGUCACGGAGGAGGCCGCUCCUCACGCCUCACGCCUCACAGCUAACAUCAUUUCCUCUUUCAUCUUUGCAGUGUUGCAUAGCCUCAGUUCUUAGUAGGUGAGAAACAGUGCUUGUGGCAUGAAUGACUAGCAACAAAGAUGUUCUGAACAGCAAUUGACUUCCUGUUCAAUUCUGCGUAGGAGAGACUCUCUUGCAUUGCCUUGUGUGUUUUUGUUUGUUUUCUAACCAAAUUGUUUAAGAUGCAGCUCUUCCUGUGACACAAAUGUUUUCACCUCUCAUUCACCAGCACAGCAUUUCUAUUGUACUAGGCUCUUCUGUUUUCUCCCCCAUCCCUCCUCAGUGGGAGUGCUGCCUGCAGCCCCAGGUGUCACUGGUAAAGGCCAGGCAGCACAGAGUCACUCCCUGCAGAGGCACAGCCAGAAGAGGACUGGCCACCCCUCAGAGCCUGGUUCCUCUCUAGGUUUCUUCCUAGGUUCCUGCCUUUCUAGGGAGUUAUUCCUAACCAUCGUGCUCCUACAUCUGCAUUGCUUGCUGUUUGGGGUUUUAGGCUGGGUUUCUGUAUAAGCACUUUGUGACAUCUGCUGAUGUAAAAAGGGCUUUAUAAAUACAUUUGAUUGAUGAUUAGAUUAGGAAAUGUCACUGCCAGAUUAGAGUUGAUUAAAGCCUCUUCUCACAGUGAUCUAUGAGAUAUGUUAUACCACACGCAAAAGCAGCACGUCUGCGAAGCAAGUUUAGUUUGAACCAGCAUAGUUUUACACUUCAAGUUCGUUGUCUUCGGCAGCGAGAGCGUUGCAGAGACGUAGAUGUACAGAAAUAAGCACAUAAUAUCAAAUAUACAUUCAUAAGUAAUCUCAAGAAUCCUAAAACUAAGUAGGAAAAUAGCUACAAUCACCCUACACACAUUGAAAGGUCUGGUAUCACAUUUUAGGCUUGUAUUAAAAAGACAGAUCAGUUGACACAAUUGUUGAUGUAACUAGCUACUUCAAAUCAUUUUAAUUACAGCAACUUAGUUGCAGAGGUUGCAAGAAUAUCUUCCUAUUAUGAAGUGUGGCCGAAUGAAAAUAAAUCUUCCCAUUAUGAAACCUAUGCCAUGACAUUAACGCAUCUUGUCACGCUCCCAGUGCAGCACCCUGUAAACCACGUUGACAGAUGUAUGAGGGUACGCGCUCGUCACGGUGUUAGUGUAGUUUCGCUGUAAGGACCCAUUGAGUAUUGGCCAAAAUUCUGCUUUGUCCCUUGGGGCUAUGCCUGUCUCUCCCCUACCCCAAAAUCAGACAUGAAGAACACAUAGAUUUUUUUUAUUGAUUUUGUCUCUCUGGUAUACAGCAGUUGUCUUUUCCUUCAAAAUAACUUAUAUUCAUUACCUCAACCUUCAUAAACCGUAUUUCCGUUCAAUAUGUUCUCCUUUCUUCUUCUUUCAAUCCUUUCCACCCUCCAUCAAUGCUAACAGUUCCCUACAUUCUUCUCAGUCACCUGAGCAACGAAUCAGGUACCAGGUUUUAAAGCAGUAGCAGUUUUAGACCAGCCUCCAUUCAACCUAACACACAUUACAUGAAUGUCAAUGUAUGCUCAGAAAGUCCAUUUAACAUCAUGACAUAUUGGUAUUUUCGGUCAUCUGUAUUGUUCAAUUAAGUGGAGAAAUGUCUGCAUACUUUGACAUUUGUUUAGGUGGUUAUGUGACUCCUUUAAGCAUGAAACUUGUGUUAGAUAUUUUUCCUAUUGUUGCACAAUGUGCUAGUUUUGCUUCAUUUAGCCUUUUCUCUAUUUUUUCAGUGCUUUAUGCUAUUAUUGUAUUGCUUUUUUACAAGACAUGCUUGUCAGUGUCUUCGGCUUGCAUACUGUAGUUGUGUGUGUGGUGCUGAAGUAUUUUUCUUUCUUUUAUUGGUCCCUCAGAUUUGUCUGCAUGGUGAAAUCUGCAGUAUUUGUAUGAUGUAUCGAUGUAAUUCCCUAACGGAGGGAACACAUCAUCAUGCUUCCUGCAUUGCAUGAAGUGCUCUGCAUUGUGACUGGAAUGUUAACACUCCUGUGUUGUCGUAGUGCCCACGGCUGGAAUGAGUCGUCUGGUCCGAUCCCGCACCACCUCCUCCUCCAGCAUCACCUCCAUGGACAGCAUCCGCAGCCGCAACCUCAACAGCCUGCUGGAGAGAGCCAACACCACUGGGGGCCUGGACAACCAGCCUGGGCCCCAGACCAUGGAGGUCUCCUGCUAAAUCUCCCCAUCUCUCCCUCACUCCACACAGGGUAGCAGCCCUCACCGGUGCCCCUCUCUUCCUUCAGUAACUUAUGUCUCCCAGUCUCUCUCUCUCUCCUACCCUGCUCCAAAGCUACUCAAUGCCAGGGGAUUCUGUGAUGAAUUGUGUGAUAAAUAUGAGCAUAUAUACAAAUGAAUAUUAAAUAUAAAACUGUAUACAUGUCAAACUUCGAGUCAUAAGCAGAGGGGACAAAAUAAAGGAUGAAUCAGAUAUACUGUAUACUUCAAGGGUCUAGAUCAGGGUUCUUCAAUUCCGGUCCUGGAGGGCCGAAACACUUCUGUUUUUUAUUUCUACCUGGUAGUUAAUUGCACUCACCUGGUGUCCCAGGUCUGAAUUAGCCCCUGAUUAGAAGGAGAGGAUGAAAAACAGAGGUGUUUCGGCCCUCCAGGACUGGAAUUGAAGAACCCUGGUCUAGAUGAUACGAUCCCCCACCUAACUGUUUCCCAUUUUAUAUGUGUGCAUGUGUCUUGUGCAAGUGAAUCUGGAGACUUAUUCUCCCAGUUUCAAUUACUGUACGUCCCUCCUUUGUUCCAAUAGUUGUUUUUCACAUAUUGUAUUUAUUUGGUUCACCAUGUGUCUUUGUGUAUAGGAUUGGUUCCUCAGCACAGGAGGGGUUGAAGAGUCCCAUCUCUCACAUCCACCGUAGUCCAAAUACACAUUCCUCUUCCUUCUCUUAUACUAUGAUCUAGAACACAUUUACACUUAAAACCUUCAUUCUUUGCACAUAUUUAGACACAUAUGUUUUUAUAUGUUGUGAACCGUGAACACACGCCUCCUUUGAUUGUGUGGCAUAGUGUAGAUGUGUGUUUUCCUGUACUGUACCUUGCUGCACUGCUCUGCUCUGCCGAGUCACUCCAUUCACACUGUAGAAUGAUCACUCGAGCUGGGUGCAAACAAGAUUCAUGAUUUCCUGUACAUUUCUCUGCAUUUUGUUGUUUUCCAAAUGGCAGGUUAUAGUGGCCCAAAUGACAGAAUAAAU
Molecule: messenger RNA, 24467 nt
Organism: Coregonus sp. 'balchen'
Lineage: Eukaryota; Metazoa; Chordata; Actinopteri; Salmoniformes; Salmonidae
Source: the annotation of a GenBank genome assembly